Messenger RNA from Limulus polyphemus (Atlantic horseshoe crab), 1296 nucleotides. RefSeq names its product dynein beta chain, ciliary-like. Gene Ontology annotation, molecular function: dynein light intermediate chain binding; dynein intermediate chain binding; minus-end-directed microtubule motor activity. Gene Ontology annotation, cellular component: dynein complex. NCBI's taxonomy places the organism in Eukaryota, Metazoa, Arthropoda, Merostomata, Xiphosura, Limulidae. Gene Ontology annotation, biological process: microtubule-based movement. The transcript has 4 exons. The record is from RefSeq and is a predicted model, not a curated record. The annotation marks the transcript as partial.
GAACUCCCUGAGAAAUGGAACAAUACUAAGAAAAUAGCAACUAAUAUCAAACAACAGAUUGCUCCUCUGAUUACCAAUGAAGCCGCUGCUGUUCGACGCAGAUCUGCUACAUUUGAUGUUAAACAACAUGAGUUCAGAGAGAAAUUUCGUGUUGGAGAGGCUUUUCAAUUUGGCUGUUCCAACUCAUAUAGUAUUUUAGACGAACUUCAUCAAGAUGUCCUUUCUAUGGAGCAGGAAAUGUAUGGGCUUCAAGAAUCAGCCGCACUGUUUGAAGUGAAUGUUCCCGAAUUUAAGCAGUUGCACCAGUGUCGUCGAGAAGUGCAUCUUUUGAAGCAGCUGUGGGACUAUAUUCAUGUCGUACAGAACAGCAUUGGUGAGUGGAAGAAGACUCCUUGGACAGAUAUAGAUGUUGAACAGAUGGAAAUGGAGUGUAAGAAGUUUACAAAAGAAAUUCGUAGCCUUGACAAAGAGAUGAGAGCAUGGGAUGCUUACUGUCAGAUAGAAGCUGUUGUCAAAAAUAUGUUGACAUCAUUAAGAGCUGUAAGCGACCUGCAGAACUCAGCAAUUCGAGAACGACAUUGGCUUCAGUUAAUGCAAGCAACAAAGGUAACCUUUAUUAUGGAUGAAAAUACAACUCUGGCUAAUCUUCUUGGUUUGAAUCUUCAUGAAUUUGAGGAUGAAGUUCGAAACAUAGUAGACAAAGCUGUUAAAGAAAUGGGAAUGGAGAAAGUUCUGAAAGAACUAGAUAUUACUUGGGCAACAAUGGAGUUUGAACAUGACAAACAUCAAAGAACUGGUUGUACAUUGCUUAGAGCAUCUGAGGAAUUAAUAGAGACACUUGAGGACAAUCAGGUCCAACUUCAGAACCUUAUGACAUCCAAGUACAUUGCCCAUUUCCUUGAAGAAAUCUCCAGCUGGCAGCGGAAACUUUCCAUGGCUGACCAAACUAUUAGUAUUUGGUUUGAAGUUCAGCGAGCAUGGUCACACCUAGAAAGCAUUUUCAUUGGAUCUGAGGAUAUACGUUCUCAGCUGCCAGAAGAUUCGGAAAGAUUUGAAGAAAUUGAUAAGAAAUUCAAGCUCCUCAUCAAUGACAUGGAGAAAACCACCAAUGUAAUUACUGCAACUAAUCAAGAUGGUUUAUAUGAGAAUCUAGAAACUAUUCAGGCAGAGUUAACUUUGUGUGAGAAAGCUCUUGCUGAAUAUUUAGAGACUAAAAGAUUAGCAUUUCCUCGGUUUUACUUUGUCUCUUCAGCAGAUUUACUUGAUAUCUUGUCCAAUGGAAAUCAACCAGAACUG